Colletotrichum spaethianum is the source of this 1464-nucleotide messenger RNA. Its product is annotated as gamma-glutamylputrescine oxidoreductase. Gene Ontology annotation, molecular function: oxidoreductase activity. The transcript has 2 exons. The record is from RefSeq and is a predicted model, not a curated record. Bases 1 to 1464 code for a protein of 487 amino acids. Gene Ontology annotation, cellular component: cytoplasm. NCBI's taxonomy places the organism in Eukaryota, Fungi, Ascomycota, Sordariomycetes, Glomerellales, Glomerellaceae.
AUGACGGGCGAAACCCUCCGACCGGGCCAGGCUGACCUCCCCUCGGCCAAGAGCACCGCAUCCUACUGGCACCGCGAGCCCUCCGAGGCGCUCCUCGGCCACAGGACCACCAAGGCGCUGCCCCCGACCGCGGACGUCGUCGUCGUUGGCAGCGGCAUCACGGGCGCCUUCGCCACCAAGGAACUGCUAGAACAGCAGGCGGGGAGCGGGACGGAGACCGUGCUUCUGCUCGAAGCGAGGGAGGUUUGCUGGGGCGCCACGGGGCGGAAUGGGGGCCACUGCCAACCGAUAGCCUACAACCCCAACACCGCCAUCGCCGACUUCGAGCUCCGCAACUACGCCCACCUCGCCGACUUCGUCGCCGCCAACGCCGUCCCGUGCGACUGGCUGCCCCUCCGCGGCGUCCACGCCCUCCUCACCCCGGACCUCGUCGCCGCCGCCGAGAAGCAGAUCGCCGCGCUGCCGCCACACCUCGCGGGCCUCGCGAGGCUGGUCACCGACCCGGGGGAGCUGAGGACCCUAAGGGUCCCCGACGCGGCGGGGGCCGUCGUGCAGGAGAGGGCGGCGAGCGUGUGGCCGUACAGGCUCGUCACGUGGAUCUUUGAAGACCUCCUGCGCCGCUUCGGCCCCGGGUCGCGCGCCGAGACGCAAUCCAAGGCCAGGCGGCUCAACAUCCAAACAAACACCCCCGUCACCCGCCUCCAGCACCUGCCCGGCUCCUCCUCCGCCUCCCCCGGCGAGGCCUCGUGGGUCGUCCACACGGACCGCGGGCAGGUGGCCGCGAAAAAGGUCCUCCUGGCGUCCAACGCCUACACGAGCCGCCUGCUGCCCUCCUUCGCGGACCUGAUCGUCCCCGUCCGCGGGCAGGUGGCCGCGCUCCUGCCCGAGCCCCGCGCCGAGCUGGGGCGGAGCUACGUCUUCAUGGCCAGCUCCGACGCCUCCAAGGGCGAGCCGAACCAGGACGACUACCUGAUCCAGCGGCCCAGUCCGGGGUUGGAGAUGAUACUCGGCGGCGGGCGCGCGCGCGGCGCGCUGAGGGGCGUGGGCGUCUCGGACGAUGACGAGAUCGACCCCGUCGUCGCCGCGUACCUGCGUCGCGCAGGAGCGGCGAACGUCGAACUGGGGGACGGGGAGAAGAAGGAGGAGCUGAGGGCGAGUUACGAGUGGACGGGCAUCAUGGCCUUCUCGCGCGACGGACGGCCGUGGGUCGGCCCCGUACCGUCGGGCUCCGCCCUCGGUGGCGGGGAAGGGUUGUGGGUCUGCGCCGGGUACACGGGGCACGGGAUGCCGCAGGCGGCGUUGUGCGGGCGUGCGGUGGCCGGGAUGAUGGCCGGGUCGCAGGGGGCCGGCAAGGAUGCGGUGGACGUCCCGGCCGAGUUCCUGGUCAGCGACGAGAGGGCCGCCAAGGCUAGGGCCCUGCCCUCGAUCAAGGAGAUGGAUGAAUUGGACAUGUUCCUGUUGUAG